Molecule: messenger RNA, 937 nt
Organism: Zootoca vivipara (common lizard)
Lineage: Eukaryota; Metazoa; Chordata; Lepidosauria; Squamata; Lacertidae
Gene: MYMX
Product: myomixer, myoblast fusion factor
Biological process (GO): skeletal muscle organ development; myoblast fusion
Cellular component (GO): plasma membrane; endoplasmic reticulum membrane; Golgi membrane
Source: RefSeq, a predicted model, not a curated record
AUCGCCUCCGAUGCGCUCAGUUGCUAAGACAACUCUGGGCACUUGCAGGGAUCGUUCCUCUCUCCUCCGCCCGCCCGCUCGCCCUUCCCCUAGAUUCCAGCGGCCCGCGCGCUAGGCGGCAGGAGAGGACGCGCAGCAAUAAGCAGGGGAAGCGGGCUCUUGGGUUUCCUCCGAUAGGACAAGAGGCGGGAAAGCGAAGAACCUUCCCGCGCGCAGUUCUGUUCUAUAACCCCAUCCUCUAGCUAGCAAGAGGCUGGUGGCCGGAUUACAUUACUUCCCGCGCAAUUUUAUAGCUUCACUUUAGGCGAACGUGCGCGCACGCUUUAAAAGGGAAAAUGCAAUUCAAGCAUACGCAUGAGAUUGCAAAAGAAAAGGAAAAAAAGAGGGGGGAAAGUUUGCCCUAUCCUUUUCUCCCGUGGCUCGCAGGUGCCUAGAACUCCCUCGGGCUGCUUGCAACUAACCCGAAGAAGAGAGCGCGAGCUGCAGCGGCGUGCGCGUCUGAGUGAGGCGCUGAGGCGGCUCCUGUUGUCUUUAACAACCUCCCCACGGGCAGAAAUCCAGCAAGCGACACGUUCCUCAGUACGGCUGCCUCGCGCUGGGAAAAGCUCUUCACCUGUUGAAUUUCUGUCGCGCGGCCGUUCAAAGGCGCCGGAGAGGCGCGUCAUGCCAGCUGCUGCCUGAGUCCUUUCCCGCAUGGCGCGCGACGGGAUGGGUCUCCGCCGAGCGCCCGGAGCGCAGCAUGCCCGCCCCGCUGCUCGCCCUCCUGCUUCUGCGCACCCUGCUGACUCGCCUGCUGCUGGUGGCUCGCCAGCGCCUCCUGCCGCUGCUCCGGCGCCUGGGGGCCCGCCUGACUUCCCAGCAGUCCCGCGAGGCGCUCCUCACCUGCCUCCUCUGCGUCCUCAACCUGCGCAAGAAGGUGGACGACGCCUGAGGCGAG